Penaeus vannamei (Pacific white shrimp) is the source of this 800-nucleotide messenger RNA. Lineage: Eukaryota; Metazoa; Arthropoda; Malacostraca; Decapoda; Penaeidae. The record is from RefSeq and is a predicted model, not a curated record.
UUAAUGAGUUCCACAUUUACGAGUCUGAAGAUGAGACGUUCGCCUUUGAUUCCGUUGUUGAUCGUUGUCCUGUGUAUGGCGGCAGGAGCAUGUCAGACACUGCUGGAUCCUAUAAGCAGAGCCUGUCGCGGAUGGUAAGCGGACGCGAAUCAGGCGAAGGCGCUGUCCAGGAACGAGUAUCCUGCAGGAGGGCUCCUGAUGGUGCUGGCUUCCGUGCCCGCCGGGGUCAAGGGCUUCUUCAAGUUCUACCUGUGUCUGGACGACGACGCUGGGCAGGAGGAGUGCCUCAACAAGAAGUCCCUCCAGUUGGCUGACGGGUCCGGCGACACUUUCGACCUGAGCAAAGUGGUGAAGGAGGGCAGCUACGAGAUCCCGCUGACCAUCCCCGAUGACGUGACCUGCGACACCUGUUCUGUCCAGUGGCAUGUGGAGGUGGAGGACUGUGGAGACAAUGCAGGCUGCUCACUCAUAAGCCAGGAUUCCUGCUUUGACGUCAAGAUCCGUCAGGCCAAGAAAGAGGAAAAGAGGUUCUUUAGGAUGAUCUUUGGUGCAGUGAAGGCCAUUGGAAAGGGCAUCCAUCACCUUGUCAAGAAGAAGAGGAGGAGGGGCUAGAAUGUGGUGUAGCGACCUGGCUCGUCUUGUACCCCGACGUCACGCGAGAAAAUGGGAAUAUGAAUACUUGUGGAACUCCGAGGUGUUGAGAACUGGUGCCGAGCAGACUUCACUACGAAAAUACCAAUAUCAUUGUUUUGAUAUACAAUUGGAUUGUUUAAAGUCACAGACACAGGGCUAUGUGCAGG